Molecule: messenger RNA, 3996 nt
Organism: Ciona intestinalis (vase tunicate)
Lineage: Eukaryota; Metazoa; Chordata; Ascidiacea; Phlebobranchia; Cionidae
Source: RefSeq, a predicted model, not a curated record
UGAAAUUCAAAUUUCUCUAAUAUUGGGCUUCAGUGACCUGUAAGCACAAGUAUUAUAGAUUGAAGUUUUACAAUGUCUUCAAAGAAUGUAAUAAAUGCCGUUGCAGAAAAAAUAAACUAUUACAUGGAAGUUCAAAGGAAGGAAGAUGGGUUCGAUCUUUCUGGAACAAACCAUCCUAAACUAAACUACCCGAGUUUAAGAUCGGGCCCCUUACUUAGCAAUGGAAAGCUGCACGAUCGAAGUUUGAAACAUUAUUUUACACCAAGCAUGAUCAAAACACAAAUAGCGAACCUAGAAGCAAUGCCACCAGGCACACCACGACAAAGAAAUGUGAAAAACAAACUUCGUAGAUCUAUUAAAAGAAAAUCGGGGCAGAACCGACCAGAUGUAUUUAGUGAGCAACACAUGAAUAUGGAAUUAUACUCAGCACAGAUGGAAGCAUUACGGAUAUUGGAAAAUGAAACCAAGCAAAGGUUAAAGAAGAGAUUGCACCAAACCACACCCAGGCUUCGGAGUUCGGUUUCUCCUAAGAUAUCAAAGUCUGAAACAAGCAGACUCAUUAAUAGAUCAAGUCAAAUACUCGUAGCAACUGAAACAGUUGCUCUUGCUCACAACAUUAUUGCGCAACGUCAUGCCUCACUUAGAAGACCACAAUCUGCCCCAGCACUUCAACAUCAACAACAUUCACUUCCUGGUUUAUACGACUCACCUCCACGACCCAGAACAGCACGUGGGCGUGUGAAUGCUGGUUCCACACCCAGGUCCAGAAGACCAAAAUAUGCCUGGGACUUGAAUGGCCAUCGAAUACCAUAUCGAGAUAUAAGCGAAGAUACGAUUGAAGAUUCCAAUUCAUCUUUAUCCACAUAUUCAAGCACAAGUGAUGAUAUUGAUCAUUACACCUGUAGACCAAGACCAUCUGGCCCCAGACGUCAUCGUAUGCGACCAAGUUCAAGACAAAAUGGAAACGACGUUUUUUUUCUCAACAAUCCUCAUCUGCUCGGAAACUACCGACCGCACUCCCCAGCUUACCCACAUAAUCAGCAUUUGAUCGUUGAGUCAACACCGCGGCAAACACUUACACCCGAUAGUGGGUUCUGCAUCAACACCGGGACACAGACAUCACAUAUUAGACCUUCUAAUGUACGACACAAUACCACAGUACACCAUAUUCCAUACAGUGAGGAUACCAGUCAGGAUGAAUAUGAUGGGAGGCCUUUACAACUGACCAAAUACACUGUGACUGUUAAAACAGGGGAUAAGUUAGGAGCAGGAACAACUGCAGAUAUAUACCUUAGUCUACAUGGUGAAAAUGGUGACACAGAUGAAAUUUAUCUGACUGAGAGAAUUGAGGGAAAAAACAGAGAACAUAAAACACCCUUUCGGAGAAAUCAAGUUGAUGUUUUUGAAAUUGAGUGCGAAAAUGUCGGACAACUUCAUAAACUUGGGAUCGGACACAACCAGAAGAGCAAAGGAUCCAGUUGGUUUGUUGAUUAUGUGAGUGUAAAGUUAGCAGAUGAAGUUUGGAAAUUUACGUGUGGGUUGUGGUUGUCUGGGGUAUUUGGAAGACAAAAGACAUUAAGACAUAUUCCAAUAGACCAUCAACCAUCAGAAUCUGAAACAUCAGAUACGGAUUCUUCAACAACAACUGCGCGUUCGAGUACAAGUGAAAAACCUAGAGGAAAAAAAUUAACCAGAAAAAAAUCGAAGUCGAGUUCAAGCAGCUCUUCUGAGGAUAGCAAGUCAAGUUCUGACUCCAGCAGAAAAGAUAAAGUGGUUGAAACAUCCGUUAAAAAUCCUCCAGAGAUUAUCGUGAGUGGUGAGAAGCAGGUGGAUCACUCUGAUGAUGCAAGAGAUGAAGAUCCUCCAAGACCAUCAUUUGUUGAUCCGGAGGAGGUGCAGAGCAAAGUGGAGUACAGUGCGGAUAGCAGCGCUGACGAGCGGAGCACGCUGGAUGAUGAGAAGAGCUUCGUAGAGGAGAGUCAAGACUCUUCCGAUCAGUCCUCAGAUGAGGACACUUUAACUGACAGAAGUGAAGAUUCAAAAAUUAACAUUGAAUCAAAAGAUACAAAACCUGUUAUUGAAGAAACAAAAAGUCAUACCUCAAGAUCAAGUAGCUCUAGCAGCCUCGUUUCUUUCAAAAAAUUAAUAAUAAAUUCCUCUUCUUCUUCGUCGGAUAGUUCUUCAGAAGAGGAGACAGGACCUCCUCAAAGAACGAAGAGAUCUCCCUCCAUAGCAGAAUCCACUCCCAUCACGGAUGCUCACUUUCCUAACCAUCUUACUAAGGUGACGUACUCGGAAGCAGAAGUCAUUCGUGAAGUGGAUGGAAAAGAUGAAGUUCAGGCAACCAAGCAUAAGAUACUCACUGAAGAUCAACCUGAUGAGGAUGAACAUCAAUCACAAGAUGAGAGAAAAAGAUCAUCUUCUGAGUCUUCCUCAUCUAACUCCAGUAGCUCCAGCGAGGGAGCUUCAAUCCAACUACAUGAAGAAGGCACACAACAAGUAAACAUAGAAGAGGAAACAGAAGAAAAAGCUGAAGUUUUCAUGGAUGGAUUUAAUGCAGGGCUUGCUGCUUCACGAAAACUCAGCGAGACACAUCCAGAGCUGCUUGAAGAAUCGCCGCGUCAUCGUGAAAUUGAUGAGUCAUCCCACGUACUCCUUGACGAGGAGGAAGGAUCAAUCCAGUCGCCACGACAACCCGUAGUGAGGAGUGAUGUACAUAAUGUAAUAAAGGAGGAUAGUCUCGCAAGUGUGGUUGAACUUAUUAAUCUCAGACCAGAAUUAAGAGAAAAAGAAAGUGAGAAGGGUUGGACUCCGAUACAUGUUGCAGCUGCUUAUGGUAAAAUUGACAUUCUACAGUGGUUAACUGCAACGGGUGCAAAUCUUGAAGCAGAGACACCAACAGGUUACACAGCAAUGCACAUGGCAGCCAUGCAUGGCCACAUUAAAUGCCUCAUGGUGUUACACGCCAUGGGUGGUACACUAGAUCCCAUCAAUAUAGACGGGCAAUCACCUUUACAUUUAUCAUGCAUGAGUAACCACAUAGAAGUCACAAAGUGGUUGGUGGCAAAUGGUGCAAACUUAAAAGCGAAAGACAAUUUUCACCGUACGUCAUUGGACCUUGCUAAGCAAUACAAGCACAAGGAAGUGGCGAGAUUUUUACGAACUUGUAUGACGGAACUAAAGAAUCAGGAUUCAUCAAUGUCUCUUCUGCAGUCAAGUAAAAGCAGCAUGGGUUCCUCACAUGUUGCAUCAUCAUCUUCUUCCUCAUCAUCGGGUGAUUCUUCUUCAUCAGAUGAGGAAGUUUCAUCGGCUCAUGAAGAUGAAAAGGAAAAACCAGAUGAGGUAGUAGCAAGGAGAGUAAGUAUUGAUCUGGAAGAAAAAAAGAAGAUUUAUGAAAAUCAAAGAGCUAAGAUGUUGAAAAGGAAGACCAGUUUUCUUGAUAGCAUUCGGGAUGAGACGAGGAGUUCAACAUCUUCAAGCUCUUCAGAUUCAACAUAAACUCAACAAAUUUUUUUUCAACAAUUUAACAAGUUUUAACUAAGUUUUCAACGUUUCAAUAUUUAAUUCAAGGUCAUUGUAAGUUCAUAUUAUCAUCUCUCAUGUUUUAAAUCUAGUGUUGCUACUGUGUGUGUUGUGUAGUUUCAUCCAUCAUGGCAGUAUGUAGGCUGUUCACUGCAAAUUGUAAAUCAUAAUAAUCGAGUAUGUUAGUUUCCAACAUUUUUCCUCAGUUCAAAAUGUAUUGCAUUGCAGGAUUCUUUUAAUUUUAAGCUUUUGAUUCCCUUAGUUCCCAUGUAUUGCUCCUGUGCGUUUCUCAUUUACUUAGAAAUUCAAUUAAGAAUUGGUUGUGAGUUUUUCCUUUCAAUUGCUGCAUAAUGAAAAAAUUUUCUGAAUUUUUAUUUCAUGUCUAAGCGUUGAAAAUAGUCACCGAUUAUAUAUAUAUAGUACAUCCACUGUCAUACUACUUACUGUAAUUAAACUAAUAUUCAAAUGAUUUUA